AUGAGCCUAAGCAGUACUUCUUGCUCUUCCUCAAUUGUGGUAGUCCAAAAGGAACAAAAAGACGAUAUUACAAAAGAAAUGAUUGGACAGGUGUUUGCUGAUUGUGACAAGUCUGGAAAUGGAUUUAUUAACAUCAAAAAGUUGAAGAUUGUAAUGAGAGCACUUGGAUUAGAACCAAGACAAGAAGAGGUAAACAAAUUAAUGGAUCGAAUGUUGGAGGAUUCUGUUGCUCGUUCUGUUAACCAAGAAGCAUUUACUGCCCAAGAAUUAGCCAAUAUACUUUCUGAUCGUUUAAAAAUUGACAAAAUUGGCGAUGAAAUUCAGACUGCUUUUCAACUUUUUGAUUCUAAUGAAAAAGGGUUUAUUAAUGUUGAGGAUUUGAAGAGAGUUGCAAAAGAAUUGGGGGAGGAAUUGAAUGAAGACGAAUUUAAGGUUUUUAAUUUUGUAGUUUAA
Messenger RNA from Meloidogyne enterolobii, 453 nucleotides. The record is from the annotation of a GenBank genome assembly. NCBI's taxonomy places the organism in Eukaryota, Metazoa, Nematoda, Chromadorea, Rhabditida, Meloidogynidae.